ACUGUGAAAGCAACAUGUUUGGUCCGCUCUGAUUUUGACGCCAAGUUGACCUGGCGGAUAAAUGGGGAAGAUGCAACACAUGUCCAAGUGACGCAGGACAAAAACUCAACUUAUAUAUUCAGUAUUGUGACGGUUUCCUCAACUGAGUGGAAAAAAAUAAAGUUAAUAACAUGUAAAGCUGAACAUCAGUGCUUCUCACCCACUGAGAAGACCGUGAAUGUUGCAGGGCCUGCAGUUCCAACUCCUGUGGUCACGAUCAGGAGAUCUCUUAAUGAAUUGCUGAAGGGGAACAGUGCUGUGCUGGAGUGUGACGUCACAGGACUCUCAGCACGUGACCUGUACAUCACUUUUCAAGCUGGCACCUCUGACAUCUCUGAAAAACUGUAUGUUGAUCUUCCUGAAGCCCCAGGCCUGCAUUCAAUCAGUAGAAGCUUCCCUGUCCCGCCAGAGCACUUGAAGAAAGACAAAAGUUUCACCUGCAAAGUGUACCAAGGCUUCUCUGUGGAUUUUAUAUCAAACUCCAUUGGAAAUAUUUUUGCGGACCCCUCAAUGAAACUUCUUCUGGCCCCCAGUGAAGAGUCAGGAUCACAGACACUCGUAUGCUCUGGACGGGGCUUCAACCCUCAAAUUCAAUGGUCUCCUGAGUCUCAGCAAAGAGCUCCAUCAACUAAUGACAUCAGCAUGGGUGCAGAUGGGCAUGUGACAGUGACCAGUCAACUUCAAAUCACUCACAAAGAGUGGAGCACAGGGAAGGUCUUCACUUGUGAAGUAUCAGACAAGUCCCUGGGCAAAAACAUCAGAAAGAACAUCAGCCUCUGCUCAGUAACUCCAGCAUCAUCUCAGGUGGUUGGCGUAUAUGUUCAGGGACCGCCACCACAGGAGCAUCAGUACAAGGGACAGGUGACUGUCACGUGUCUGCUGGUCGGCCCUUCUCUUGAUGAUUUCUCUGUCACCUGGAAAGUAGAUGGGAACAAAUAUUCCCNUCAAAUAACAAA
Molecule: messenger RNA, 995 nt
Organism: Epinephelus moara (kelp grouper)
Lineage: Eukaryota; Metazoa; Chordata; Actinopteri; Perciformes; Serranidae
Gene: ighd
Product: immunoglobulin heavy constant delta
Exons: 4
Source: RefSeq, a predicted model, not a curated record